This is a messenger RNA of Musa acuminata AAA Group (dessert banana), 1286 nucleotides long. RefSeq lists its product as uncharacterized. Gene Ontology annotation, biological process: lipid metabolic process. NCBI's taxonomy places the organism in Eukaryota, Viridiplantae, Streptophyta, Magnoliopsida, Zingiberales, Musaceae. The record is from RefSeq and is a predicted model, not a curated record. Bases 311 to 1087 code for a protein of 258 amino acids. The transcript has 7 exons.
GACAUCUUCCGGCUUCUCCGCUUUGUCGCAUUCCGCCCAAUCACUCGCUGGCUUCUUUCCUCUCGUCUCCCCUAUAUACCUCGUCGAGGACGCAAAUUAGAUAACAAAGAUUAGUGCGGUGGAGCGGUGAGAUCGGAGUCUCGUUCGUCCGACCGGUACUUCCUCAGUCUGUUCACUUUCGUUCUCUCCGGUGUGCCAUGGAGGAAGGUAUGUGCUGCUUUCUGUUGGUUAUGUUGGGGUUUAGUGAUACUCUGGUGGCUGUGGGAUCCUAAGAUGAGCCGAGGCCCAUCAAGCUCCUUAGUUGGUGUUUAUGGAGUUGGAACUUAAUGGGAGUUUCUGUAUGCAACUUCCUUCCCAGCUAAGUUUUAUGGCUUUGAUAGAGGGGUCCUUCCUUCUUCUUCUACUUAUUAUUAGCUGGGCAGGUGCUGAUGCCAGAAGCUUGGUGAACUUUGACGUUAUGGUUACAGAAAUAGGCCUUGAGACACCUCAAAAUCAAAGUAAAAUAUCUAAUGCAGUCGAUGGAAAUGAUAAAUUGUGCACAUUAUGCGAGAGCUUUGUUGCACAGGCUACCCAAUAUAUUGGUGAAAACAAGACUCAAACUGAGAUAAUUGAGAUGCUCCAUCAAGCAUGUUCUAAUGUGGACCCUUUUGAGGAGCAGUGUGUUAUGUUGGUGGACUUUUAUGCAUCACUUUUCUUUGCCGAGAUCUCUAAGAUGCAUCCAGAGGUGUUCUGCACAAAGUUCAAUCUUUGCGAGGAGAUGGUUUCUGUUAAUCUACCAAAAAAUGAUGAUUCCUGGCUUUCCUGCUCCCUUUGUCAUGAUGUGGUUGCUAACGUACUUGUUAAACUGAAAGAUCCUGACAUCCAGUUUGAGGUAAUUAAGAUGCUUCUUGAGGGAUGCAAUGGGGUGCAGCAUCAUGUCAAUGAGUGCAAGAAGCUGGUCCUCCAUUAUGGCCCUCUGAUCCUGGAAAAUGGUGAAAAUUUUCUGGAAAUUACAGAUGUUUGUGCUGCCAUCCAUUCAUGCAAGACCAGCCAAGUCGAAUUCAUUGGCACUGCUUCCGCAGAACAAGCUUCCUUGAUUGAAGAAUAAUUGUUCAUAUUAACACAAUUAAUAUGGCUAAAAUGAGUGAAAUAAACUACAAGGAAGCUCUAGAACUGAUAUUGGAUAAUGUUAUGUUAGUAGAGUACAUAGGUGUGUUUAUGUAUCCUAGUUUUUGUCUGAUCUAUUGUCAAUGUGAAACCAUGUUUAUGUUCUAGUCUAUGCAGAUAAUACUACUUUUAUCCCCUUA